Messenger RNA from Lagopus leucura (white-tailed ptarmigan), 560 nucleotides. RefSeq names its product cocaine- and amphetamine-regulated transcript protein-like. Gene Ontology annotation, molecular function: neuropeptide hormone activity. Lineage: Eukaryota; Metazoa; Chordata; Aves; Galliformes; Phasianidae. Gene Ontology annotation, biological process: adult feeding behavior; cellular response to starvation; G protein-coupled receptor signaling pathway. The record is from RefSeq and is a predicted model, not a curated record. The coding region runs from base 1 to 342 and encodes 113 amino acids. The transcript has 3 exons.
AUGGGCGCUGCGUGGCUCUGCCUGCUCUGCGCAGCCAGCGCCGGCCUCGUCCCGCUGGGCACUGGGGGGGAGCAACGGCUGUGGGCAGCCCCACGUCGAGAGGAGCCGGAGCUGCUCCUGCCCCGCGGGGUCGAUGCCAGAGGUGCCGGCGUUGAGGCGCUGCAGGAGGUGCUGGAGAAGCUGCGGAGCCGGGAGCUGCCGCCGACGGCCAAGAAGCCGGGCAGGGUGCCCUCGUGCCAGCUCGGGGAGCCCUGUGCUGUGCGGGUGGGGGCUCGCUUUGGGAAGCGCUGCAGCUGCCCCCCCGGCACCGCCUGCAACCUUUACAUCCUGCGGUGCGCCUAAGGGCUGGGGACAGCACGGAUGCUGCCGGGAUGCUGCUGGCUGUGCCAUGUGGCGUGGAAGGGUGGCCACGCGCCCCGGCCCCCUCCCCACACGGAGAUGCGCUCCUCUCCCCUGAUCUGAGUGCCUUUACAAACCCUUGGGGGCCGCAUUAAAGCACUUUGGACCCGUGGCUGUUGCCUGCUCUGCUCUUUGGGGGUUUCUGUGAUGCCACCCUGGCU